Populus trichocarpa (black cottonwood) is the source of this 1648-nucleotide messenger RNA. RefSeq lists its product as uncharacterized. NCBI's taxonomy places the organism in Eukaryota, Viridiplantae, Streptophyta, Magnoliopsida, Malpighiales, Salicaceae. Bases 119 to 1342 code for a protein of 407 amino acids. The record is from RefSeq and is a predicted model, not a curated record. The transcript has a single exon.
GAAAGAACAUCCCCCACUAACUUGCUUAUACUAUCUCUUUCAAAACUGCAAAGCGAUUGAAGAAACCACCAGAGACAGAAACAAACAAAGUAGAGCGAACCCCACAAAAUCAGUAGCAAUGGGGUGUGUUUCUUCAAAACUGUUCAAGAAAGAACUCCGUCAAGAAAUCAAAUUCAACAAUGGUGGACGGUGUGUUAACCACGUGGUCUCUCUCACUUCUUCAACUUAUGGUGCUCUCAAACUUGAUUGCAACAAUCAACAACCACCACAACAAGAACAAAAACAAGAACCCAUCAAAGAAAUUGCGGAAGAGAGUAAGAUAAUGCAACAAAGAUCGCCAACAAAAGAAGAGCCAGAGGUUAUCAACACAUGGGAGCUAAUGGGGGAUCUUGAGGAAGGUGUGCCUGCUUUAAAUCAGACCAAGAGAAGUCCAAAGUCAAGGGUUUUACGUCGUGGGUUUGCUGAUUUGGAUGUUAGGAGUCCACUGAAGUUCUUGAAUCAAAUUGGGUCUCCAAGAAAAGCGAAAACUUUUGGUGGAAAAGAAAACAAGGUAAAGAGAUCAUCAGAUUUUAGCCCUAAACCAGUUUUAAGAGCCAGCAAUUCUUCAGGGAAUUCGUCCAAGGCAGUUUUGAGAUUGAGUUAUCCAGUGAAAGGGUCUCCGGUUGGGGAUAAAACAGAAAGUUUUAGAAGCGAAUCUGGAGUUUCGCCGAAGAGGAGGAGGAGUUUUAGUCCUCUUUUUGAUCCAGAACUUGUUGCAUUGUAUGAGAAAGAGUUGUCUGAAGAAGAAGAACAAAUCAAGAGGAUAAUUUUGCCAAGUUCAAGAACCAAAAAAGUAAAGGAUUUGCGAGAUUUGGAAUCUAUCCUUCAGUCUUUCGAACAAAAAUGUCCGCCUGGAGGGGAAAAUAAGGUCGUGAUUUACACUACUACAUUGAGAGGAAUUCGAAAAACAUUUGAGGAUUGUAACACUGCGAGAUCAAUUAUUGAGUCACAUCAUAUUCACAUUGUUGAAAGAGAUGUUUCCAUGGAUUCGGGUUUUAAGGAGGAAUUAAGGAGGCUAAUGGGAACAAAAGAAGUCAAAGUUCCACUUGUGUUUGUUAAAGGGAGGUUAAUUGGUGGUGCUGACCAAGUGGUAAAGUUGGAGGAGGAGGGAAAGUUGGAGAUUUUGUUUGAUGGAAUCCCGAGAGGGCUUGCCGGAGGAUGUGAAGGGUGUGCUGGGGUUAGGUUUAUGAUGUGUGUGCAGUGUAAUGGGAGCUGCAAGGUUUUGGAUGAGAUGCAGAAGAAGAUGGUUAGAUGUGGUGAGUGCAAUGAGAAUGGGCUGAUACAAUGCCCUAUCUGUUGCUGAUUGAGUUUAAUGAGGUGUGUAUGGCAUUUUAUCUAACCUAUUGAAUUGAUUUUGGGAUUGUGAGGUUUUGGCUACGUUUGGUAAAUUCUUGUGAUACCUUGUCAGGAAUGAACAUAGAUUUUCUUCAUGAUGUUCCUUCGUUGAAAUACUGGAGGUACUAAAGCGGGGUUUAGGCCUCUUGUCAGAUUGACUUCUUGUAUUUCUGGAUAUUAGUUGCUUAAUUUACUAAUGUAUUUAUAUUUCAUGAGUUCUUUAGAAAUUCAUUGCUCCAUUAAGCUCUAAAUCUUACUUUGUUAAACAAGUGAA